AAAUUUCGCCAAAUAGGGUCGCCAAAUUUCGUCAAAGUUUGUUGGCUCUAAUAUUUCUAAUGUAUCACAGAUUUGUGAUAACUAUAUUAUACUUUUAAAUUUGUUUAUCCGACUACGUCAAAAGAUAAUGGCAACAUUCUGGGCAUAUCCCUGUAGCCUGGCGAUAAUCACCAGUGUACUUCUCAGCAACAUCACAACUCAGUUGGUUAGUGAUCGCUAUGUAGCUGGUUAUGAGGUGAGCCAUCCAGAACUAUGUCCAGCAUUCGGUUCUGAACUACAGUUGAUGAUAUUUAUAACCUCAGCACCUUCCCAUUUCAAACAAAGACAAGCCAUCAGGAAGACAUGGGGCAAUGCGUUGAAGAUGGAAAACGUAUCGUUAGCUUUUAUUAUUGGAAUUCCUGAAUCUCGCAGAUAUUCUGAUAGAUCUCGGAUUCUAGAAGAUUUUGUGUAUCGUGAUAUUAUAAUCGGUCGAUUUAUCGAUACAUACAAUAACCUCACGCUUAAAAGUAUCUCUAUGUUUGAAUGGCUGCAAAAUUAUUGUCCACUAGUUCCAAGAAUGCUAAAAACUGACGAUGAUGUGUUUAUACACGUACCAAAGUUAUUGGAAUUGCUACAAGAAUCUUUACGAGAAAAUAAAAAAAAAACUAUAUGGGGGAAAUUGUAUGCAAACCGUUUACCACAACGUAGUAAGACAUCGAAAUACUUCGUUACGUAUGAGGAGUAUCCAGAUGAGGUAUACCCUAAUUUUGUGAGUGGUCCAGCGUAUUUGAUGACGACUGAUAUCACGAAAGAUUUACUCGUUGCCGCUGCAAACGAACCUUAUCUUAGAUUUGAAGAUGUAUUCAUAACUGGUAUUUUAGCAGAAAAACUUUUUAUAGAAAGGAUUCAUGUCGAAGAGUUCUUUAAUAAGAGGCUCCAAGGCGAUCUGUGCAGAUUGAUGAAUUACAUAUCAGUUCAUGGUAUUACAUGCACUGAGCUGCAUGAAACAUGGAGAAAUCUGCAAUUAGUAACCUGUACGAAUACUAAAUCGAAAAUUUAGUAAACCCCCUCAAGAUGGUUGUGAGAACUACUAACACUACGUUCUUGAUUAAUUUCUCUUUCAAAUAAAAAU
Messenger RNA from Plodia interpunctella (Indianmeal moth), 1111 nucleotides. RefSeq names its product lactosylceramide 1,3-N-acetyl-beta-D-glucosaminyltransferase-like. Gene Ontology annotation, molecular function: hexosyltransferase activity. The transcript has a single exon. The coding region runs from base 128 to 1039 and encodes 303 amino acids. The record is from RefSeq and is a predicted model, not a curated record. Gene Ontology annotation, cellular component: Golgi membrane. NCBI's taxonomy places the organism in Eukaryota, Metazoa, Arthropoda, Insecta, Lepidoptera, Pyralidae.